AUGUCGGGCGUCAUUCCGAAAAUCUUGACCUAUGUUUCAUUUCAUAAAACCCAAAAACUAAUGGAACCGAAAGACGAAGAGUUGGAUGCAUUGCCAUUCCUUCUUUCUACUGGCCGUCGAAAGAAAGAAAAGCAAGAUUAUCUCACAGUUAUUGGCUUACACCUUCUCGUCUUUAUUCUAUAUUCCUUGGCGAUUUUCUUAUAUUUGAAUUCUCACACUUCUCAGGGUAGAAGUUCUCUAAUCGAAAUGAGCUUCGAUCAAGAAGAACUCUUGGUAAAUCAACAGUACUUUGAGCUUGCUGAGUUCAGUGUCUACGCUGGGGCGCCCAGUAGAGACUUGGAUAAUGCGUGGCAAGAAUUACUCUCCGGGAUAAAUAUUCGAGUUUCGCAGAGGGAGCUUGAGAGGACGAAUCAGACAUCUGUUACAUUAUUGAAUGGUCAAGACCAUCUCGCAUGGCUUGAAGCUUUUCAUCAGCUUCACUGUGUAAAGUUCGUAAGGCAGGCUAUAUACCGCAAGCACUAUUUUCCCGAUGUUUCGGGAGACAAGGAAACCCACUGGCUCUUGCAUGCAGAUCACUGUGUCGAACUUUUACGACAAGCAAUUAUGUGUCAUGCAGACACAACAUUGAUGACAUUUGAAUGGAGCUCAAAGAGUGAUAAACCGAUGCUGAAAUUAGAGGGACCGAAACAUACAUGUGUUAAUUGGGAAGAUCUUCGGCUUAAGGUACAGCGACGGAUAGUUGACGAUCAAGAAAUGAGCAGCCUCAAAAAUCCGUCUUUCUUAGGGGAAAUUUGA
Botrytis sinoallii is the source of this 795-nucleotide messenger RNA. RefSeq lists its product as uncharacterized. The transcript has 4 exons. Lineage: Eukaryota; Fungi; Ascomycota; Leotiomycetes; Helotiales; Sclerotiniaceae. Bases 1 to 795 code for a protein of 264 amino acids. Gene Ontology annotation, biological process: mycotoxin biosynthetic process. The record is from RefSeq and is a predicted model, not a curated record.